AUGGUGCAAAAAAGAAUGGAGGGUGUCACCGCGCUUCACAUCGCGGUCCGUGACAGGAACAUGGCGAUGGUGGAGUACCUGCUGACCCAUCCGGACAUCGAUCCGGGCGACUCGCACCUCCACGCCAUUAGGGAAAACGAGAUAAAGAUCGCCACGGUUAUUCUGAACAAGCUGAACGAGCUGUCACCUGGGCUGGAGUACGCCGGGGUGACGCAGAGCGCCGAUUUUCCGGACGACACGACGCCGCUGGCUGUUGCGGCCCAAUAUGGCCACUUCGAGAUGAUCAGCGUGCUACGGACCAGACAGCAUCUCCUGCACAAGCCGCAUCCGCCUAGUUGUAACUGCCAGGACGUGUGCAAAUUCGAACGGGAGAGGCACGACCUGCUGACGGCGGAGAAGAUGCGAAUAUUCUCGUACAAGGCUAUCUCAAAUCCUGCGUACAUUUGUCAGACGGUUGACGACCCGAUCAUGGAGGCGUUCAAUCUGUCGUACGAACUGAGGCAGGCGGCUUCGUUCGAUAGGGAAUUUUAUUACGACUACAAGAAUCUGGCCGAGAGCGUCAUGCAGUUCGCCACCGAUCUGCUCGGUUGCGCCAGGACCGCGGACGAGGUGGAAGUGAUCCUGAAACAGACCACGGGAUUUGCUCACUCGUCCAAGUUCAUUUACCCGAGGCUGUUGUUCGCGUUGCACAACAGGCAGAGGUCCUUCGUGGCUCAUCCCAACGUACAGCAAGUGAUUACGAGUAAGUGGAUCGAAGGAUGGUACGAGUGGAAGAUCAUGGGGCGAUGGAUGAAGUGCAUGAUCGUGAUAAUGCGAAUCUUCAUACUACCAGUGAUCCUGACGGUUAUUUUGAUCGCUCCGAACUCGAAGUGGUCGAAAUUCUGGCAGUCGCCUGUCAACAAGUUCAUCUCGUUCACAGCCAGCUAUUUGGUCUUCCUCCUCAUCGUUUUCCUUCAGUCGAAUACGGAUAAAACCGAGCAACUUCGUGGACCGCCUAACUCCAUAUACGUUUGGUUAUUAAUAAUCUACGUCACGUCGUUCGCCUGGGCGUUGAUUCGGCUCUGCAUAAUACACGGCCCGAAAAGGUUCUUCAUGGGACCUUGGUACUGGUUCGAGACGAUCAUGAUAUUCCUCUUUAUUUUGACCUUCCUGUAUUGGAUAACUGCCGCGUUGGACGUGAGGGUAAAUGGACAGCUCGAAUUGGAGAGAAAAUAUUGGAACAAGUACGAUCCCACAUUGAUUGCAGAAGGAAUUUACUGCCUGGCCACGAUAAUGGCCUUUCUGAAAUUGUUGUACAUCUGUCAGCUGGACUAUCACCUGGGUCCUCUUCAACUUUCUCUGGGCAAAAUGAUCAAGGACGUUGUCAAAUUCAUCAUCCUCCUCAGCAUAAUCAUGCUGGCAUUUACCGCGGGCACAUGUAGACUUUAUCAGUACUACGAGGACAUGGUGCAAAUCGACGACGAAUCCAAGAUCAAGACCCAACAGCUGAGCUCGUUCGUCAGUUUCUCCUCAGCUUUGAAGACAUUUUUCUGGGCGCUUUUUUGCAUGAGCCCUAUCGAAAGCGCUGAUGUGAUCAUUGAGAACCUUCCGGGGGAAUCUGAGAACGAGACCGUCAUUAAUCAUCACACAUUUACGGAGAUCAUUGGCUACAUAUCGUUCGCUGGAUUCACGUUCAUUGGCGUAAUCGUGAUUCUGAACAUGUUGAUCGCGUGCAUGUCCAACACAUUAACGACAGUCACGGAGAAUGUGAUCGUGGAAUGGACGUUUGGUCGAACUGAGACUUACGUCGACUUCAUGCUCACAACCACGCUGCCGCCGCCAUUCAACAUUAUUCCAACAUACGUCGGUAUCCAGCCAGUGAUAGAGUACUUGAAAAUUUGGCUUAAGCCACCUCCAAACAAGCGUGCACGAUGGGACCCUCAUCACUGUUGUUACAUUGAAACCCUGGAGGAGAAUAACAACGUCGAGUUCCCCCUGGUGAUGACGCAGCUGGUACAGCGUUACUUCCGAAAGAAGGACAAAGAGAUCGAAGAGAACGAGGUGGACAGGUUAACCAAAGAGAUCGUGGAUCUAAGAAACCUUCUGAGAGACGCACUCACCUCCGUCUGA
This is a messenger RNA of Eufriesea mexicana, 2109 nucleotides long. Its product is annotated as short transient receptor potential channel 4. The transcript has 11 exons. Gene Ontology annotation, cellular component: plasma membrane; cation channel complex. Gene Ontology annotation, biological process: calcium ion transmembrane transport; regulation of cytosolic calcium ion concentration. NCBI's taxonomy places the organism in Eukaryota, Metazoa, Arthropoda, Insecta, Hymenoptera, Apidae. Gene Ontology annotation, molecular function: protein binding; inositol 1,4,5 trisphosphate binding; store-operated calcium channel activity. The coding region runs from base 1 to 2109 and encodes 702 amino acids. The record is from RefSeq and is a predicted model, not a curated record.